Molecule: messenger RNA, 2094 nt
Organism: Mauremys reevesii (Reeves's turtle)
Lineage: Eukaryota; Metazoa; Chordata; Testudines; Geoemydidae
Gene: FAM227B
Product: family with sequence similarity 227 member B
Exons: 19
Coding region: 142-1770 (542 amino acids)
Source: RefSeq, a predicted model, not a curated record
GACCCUCACCAGUCAAGCCAGUGGGAGGUCCGGGGUAUCUCCCGCGCAUGACUGCUUGGGGUGGCCGAAUAUGUAGAGCCGGCCCUGAAGAGAGGGGAGGAGCCGGGUUCCUCCCGUCCCCAUUUCUGGGCAUCCCUGAAGAUGCAAGGGCCUCCUGGUACUUUUGAAGAAUUCUUACAGUCUCAGAAAUUGGAUGAUUGGCCAAGAUUUCCCUUUCUAGAUGAAGAUCGUCCUUUGGUGGACAAAUUAAGAAAUGACUAUUCAUUUGAUGCUAUUUCUAAGUUUCUGUAUGACAAUGCUCCACUACAAAUCAGCCUUGUCUCAGAUUUGGAGAAGAGAAUCGAUGAGUGCACAGCUGAACUGAAGAAACAUGCUGAAAAAAUAUUUUCUUUUCAACAAAGACCAACAGAGGAAGAUGACCAUCGUGUUUCACUAGAGCAAACCAAUGAUACUCAACUUACUGAUUCAGAAGAAAUUUCAAUUCAAACAGGCAAGAUGGGGAAAACAAAGAUUGAUAAAUAUAUCACUGAGGAAUCAAGCAGAAAAAAUGUCAAGAAUUAUAGAUACCCAGGUUUCAAGUUAAAACAGCUUACAGAACUACCAAGACAUUUGGAAGCAGCAAAACUUUGGGACUUGGUUAUAAAAGCUCACAAUUUCAAAGAAGAAGUUUUUAAAGUUUGGAGAAAGUUGUUUCUCUCGGAAGCAUCCAUUGCUGUUUUACAGGAUUGUUUUUGGUGGUGGUUUCUUCAAAAGUUUAAGCCUAAUCAAGAAGAUCAAGAUUACUUGUUUGACAGAAUUGCAGACAGCUUUGUAUCACUUUUCCUAUGUGUCCCCAGUGAUACUAAAGAUGCUUUUUUUCAGGUGUAUCCUGAUUGUUUGUCACAAGUCAUCUAUGUUGCUUUCUGUGAAGCAUUUCCAGAAUCCAAUAAAUCUUUUGAUGAUGCAUUUAAAGAUGGACUAGUGGAUUUAAUUUUUCAAUGGGUAUCAGGUCUAAAGCCACAGAAAUUUGCUUGGAGGAAAUGGAAUCUAGAGUGCCUGAAGAAGCCCACAGUAAAUAGUAGCAAGAAGGAUACUAUUACCAAGGCACCAGUUAAGGAGUCUGGCAAAUCCAAAGCAGUCAUUGAAGCUUGUGACCGGAUGGGGUCCAGACCUCUUUUACCUGAAGCACGUGAGCAGCACCCAACCUCCCACUCAUCAGUGAGAUUUCAAGUGGAUCUUGAUUUCGAAGGUCUAACUGAAGAUACAAAAAAGAUGUAUAUUUCAUCAGCUGAAGAAAUAAAGGAAGACAGUAAAUGUAAAAUGGAUAUCCCAAAAGAGUCCAAAACCAUAAAAGAGUCCUGCUAUACUGGCUCAGGUCCCGACUUCCAGCGUGUACUCUUCAGAAUCGGUGGUCGAAGUCCUCUGGUCUCAUAUUAUCUUAAGGUGCAUGAAAUCACUGAUGGUGUCUCAAGCUCUUUGACUUACAAGAUGAAUCGUACUGAAAUUUGCAAGCUACCGCCAGUUGCUCCAACUUAUCAAGAAGUUAUUAAAGAGACACGGAGGCUCAGAAGGGAAUUCCGGGAGGAUUAUACUGUAUUUCAGAAUAAGUGUAAACAAGACAUCUCAGAAAUAGAAAAGCAGAGAAAAGAAAUUAACCAGAAGUUUAGAAGACUGACAGAGAGCACCUCCAAGAAUCCCUCUGAACUAAGGCAGAGCGCAGAUAUGUUAAUGCAUGAACUGGAAUUCGCAACAUGGGACAAGAAACCACCCAGUAGUGGAAGAAACCCCUAAAAAAAUUUCAAAUGAAGAAGCAACUUCUUAAAGCAAGCAGGAUCCAAUCCAGCUUCCUGUGAAAUCAAUGGAAAGAUUCCUCUUGCCUUCAUAGGUUUCAAUCCAGUUCUCUAAAUCAACCGCCCAAAUUCACUUGGGAUGCAACCCAGUUUUUAAGUGUUGUAUUGCAGAUACAGUGUUGGCUUUGGAUUGUGGAAUGCCAUUUAAAUAUCUUCAGAUUUAUUCUGAAUCAUUUGAUUUAAUAAUUCUCUGUGGUCACAUCCUAUGAUUUGCUGUUAUACUUGGUCAUUUUAAAAAUGUAAUAAAAGAUCAUUUAAAAGGAAA